UCAAAGUCAUUCCAAACUCGCACGCCUGUCUGCAAUAGGUGCUCCGGCUGUUCCUGGCAGAAAGCCAGGCUGGCGUUCUCUCUCUGGCGGUUCAUAUGACAGCGCGUCCAGCAGCGGUAGCAGAAAGCCCGUGGAGGUACCCAUGUAUCUCGAAAGUCUCGAAACCCUGCAGUACUUUGGAUUUGACGAGCCAGCCGCAACAAAAAUUUGGGACCACUACCAAAAAUACCACGACAACUGGCUUACAUUCAUGGAUUGUGUUUACAGUUAUAUUGAAGGAUGUCAUGAUACUAGUGGAAGAAAUGAUGACUGGGACAAAGCUAUGAAGGAAAUGGGUAUCACCAAACGCCUGAGAGACGCAAUCCUUGAUCCCGAAUUCGACGAAAUCCGAUUAAGACAAACUGCCGCCUUCUGGGUUCUUGACACGAUCGAAGACACUUAUGCGUAUCUUUCCAUGAUGUCCCCUUGCAUCUCUGGGAACGUAUCUUUUGCCUCCUUUGUCAGCGACGCCACCUCUCCCGCUCCUUCAACAGCCACUGCGGAGACUCAUGUCCCGUCCAUAUUCUCGGAAGAGUCAGUGGGACAGCCGAGCACUCCGAUCUCGACGUACUCUGGGUCACAACAGGAUCCUGCUGGGGCCUCCAAAGGCAAAGGAAAACGACGAGCAAAGUCAGAAGCCGCACCUGCACCUGAAAAGCCGGCAGAAAAGACAGCCAAGGUCGAGGCCUCUUCGCCUCCAUCCGGAUCAAAAUCCAGGGAGGCACUUUCGCUGACAACUGCGGCACCCAAACCCCAAGAAGCUGUAACCGUGCUCUACAAGGGAGGCAUAAGUUCUCGGCUGAAGAAAGCCGUGCCGGACGAAGAUACCGAUGGAAAUAGAGGACUCGCCAGCCUCACUACGAAACCACCAUCCGACUUCGGGGCCGGGGCAACAUUCCGUGUCUAUUUUACAAAAGACAUUAAGGUAGCGGAAAUGUAUGCGAAUUGGGCCGGCAGACGCUCGAUCCAAGAAGAUAAACAUAUGGGCAUUCUGCAGGUUACCGUCCCUACUCGUCUCUUGGAAAACGCGGUGCAGAUCUAUGGCGAUGAUUGGAAAAGAUUUGUCCUUUGCGGUCGUCGAGAGCGUGCUGCCAUACCCCAUGACCUCCGGCCAUAUCGCGCCGCCGAACUUCUCAUUGGGCCAAUUUGGACGGCGAGCAUCGACGAGGCACGCGACGCAACCAUUGAAGACGUCCAGCCCUAUAAAGUCGACGGAAAUACCCCGGCCCAAUUUGCCUUCACACCAACGAUGCUUUUUGAGAUCGCAGAGGAAUGUCGGUGCUGGGUGGAGGACUACGGUCUUUGGCAGCCUGGGAAGUAGUUGCUCAAUUUGAAGAACCGAAUUGCUUUUCUACUCGUGUGCGAAAAGAUCCAGAAUUCUUUUUAUAACAGACUGCUAAGAGAGAAAGAACUUUAAAUCUACGUUACAAGAAGCACCAAGUAUUUUACUUUGCUCUGUUCAUUAAUUAGCCAGCAUAGGUUCGCAGCGCUCAAUAAAUUGCUUCUGGUUGACUAUUGAUAAACUAAUAUCAGCACAUGAUUAUGAAUAUAUCCUUGUGCAUGAUAGUUAUACAAAGAAAUACAUGAUUCUCAAGUGAAACUCUUUAUCUUGUAUUUCAUCAGUUUUGCUAUGUGAUUCUGGCAAACAAAUACAUGCA
Messenger RNA from Xylona heveae TC161, 1697 nucleotides. RefSeq lists its product as hypothetical. Bases 143 to 1360 code for a protein of 405 amino acids. The transcript has 2 exons. NCBI's taxonomy places the organism in Eukaryota, Fungi, Ascomycota, Xylonomycetes, Xylonales, Xylonaceae. The record is from RefSeq and is a predicted model, not a curated record.